AUGGUUCAGAGUUCAGAGUUCACCAAACUUUAUAAAACAAUUCAGGGUACAGAGUUCACCAAACCUUGUAAAACUAUUCAGAGUACAGAGUUCACCGAACCUUGUAAAACUAUUCAGGGUACAGAGUUCGCCAAACCUUGUAAAACUAUUCAGAGUACAGAGUUCACCAAACCUUGUAAAACUAUUCAGAGUACAGAGUUCACCAAACCUUGUAAAACUAUUCAGGGUACAGAGUUCACCAAACCCUGUAAAACAAUUCAGGGUACAGAGUUCACCAAACCUUGUAAAACUAUUCAGAGUACAGAGUUCACCAAACCUUGUAAAACUAUUCAGGGUACAGAGUUCACCAAACCUUGUAAAACUAUUCAGGGUACAGAGUUCACCAAACCUUGUAAAACUAUUCAGGGUACAGAGUUCACCAAACCUUGUAAAACUAUUCAGGGUACAGAGUUCACCAAACCUUGUAAAACUAUUCAGGGUACAGAGUUCACCAAACCUUGUAAAACUAUUCAGGGUACAGAGUUCACCAAACCUUGUAAAACUAUUCAGAGUACAGAGUUCACCAAACCUUGUAAAACUAUUCAGGGUACAGAGUUCACCAAACCUUGUAAAACUAUUCAGAGUACAGAGUUCACCAAACCUUGUAAAACUAUUCAGGAAGCGAGGAAUCUGAUGGAGGGCACAGCUGAUACAGGGCCACGUCAUACGCUGCAUCUUGAUCAUGAACCCAUCGAGCAGCGAACAUAUGAACUCCUCCUACCACCAGAUGGCGCCAACAGCAAACAACCAAAAGUGCGUAAGGUGGCAGCAGGUCCAGCCUUGCCCUCCUACAAAGGUUUUAGCGAGACAGAAGUCAGGUAUAAACAUACAGAGCCUAAGCCAGUGAAAACUCACGACAUUCGCAAAAAGGAGAGGCGCAAGAAAACUAGCUUUAAACUGCAGGAAAAGAAACCAGACUUUUUCGAUGAUGACAGAGAUGACAAAGUACCUGACAAACCAAAGAAGAUGACUAGAGUAAUUGCUUCUAGCUCAAGGAAACCUGGCAAACAAGAGGCACAGAAAAAAGAAAUCAUCACAACGUCGUCCUGGAGGGCUGGUCAAGAAUUGGUAUUGCGAGAACUGGGACCAGUGAAAGUGAGACGAACGUCACAGACCUCUCAAACAAGUGACCCACCAGAUCAAGCUGCACAUGCAGCAGAAAUCGCAGAUGAACGAGAUGCUGAUUUCCACAUGCAAGACUUUGAAGCAAACAAGGACCAUGCCUCUACCACUGCAGCUGAACUUGAAAGAGCACGUGUCCUGUCCGAGGAGGCCCGAAGAGUUCUCAGUGACCUCAACUAUGGUUCAGAUGAAGAUGAUGGUAAGGGGAAGCAAGGUGACGGUGGAAAACAUCGACCUCGCAAGUCAGCAACAAAAAGAAAGGCCCCUAAAUCAACUGAGUCGGAGAAACAGCAGCCAAUAGCUAAGCAUCGCCAUUAUGAUGCCAAGGAAGUGAGGCGUUACAUACAGCAGCAGAAACGUGCAAGGUUACGACAGCAACGAGAAGAUGAACAAAAACAGAAGGAAGCAGACAAAGUGAAACGCAAACAGCUAGAGGAAUUGUACAACAAACAGAAGCAGUCAGCUGUAACCUCAGCUUCACACAGCAAAAAGGUCAAGGAUGGAACGGAACAUCGUGACGGGAGACAGAGUCGUCACAGAGGAGAUGAAACCUUUAUUCACCCAGCUAGUUUGGCUGAUCUACCGCGACACCAUCCUUUCCACGAAAACAGACAGAGAAUGAUGGUGAGCAGUGAAUCGGAGAAAGAGAAUCGAGGAGUUCGUCACACAGAUGAGGAGAUGAGUGAUGAUAGCUCAACAAUAACAGGGGAUUCAAUGGAGGAAGAAGAAACCACAGAAACUGCCACUCCAAGAGUGGAAGCUGAGAAGACGAAAGUGAAAUUUGCAGGGAAAAUUAAGGACAAGGACAGUGAAUUGGUGCCAAAUAAUUUUUCAGUUGAUGGUGAAAACAAUAUUCGAAAUGUUGGUGGAUUUACUUUUAAUGUUGAGGGAGUAAUGAGUAAAUUCUCUCAAGCUCUCCAUAACAAAGGGGAGCAACUCUCAUCGAACUCGGGGUUGGGGGGAUCUGUGCCAUCAGCGAAUGGAGGCUACAAUGCAGCGUCGUCUGAAGGUGCUACAGAACUGCCACGGUCUCGUGCUGACAGAAUUCAGGCUAUAAAAGCCACUGCUGCCACUCUGCAGAGUCGAAUUCAGGCAGAAGCUCGAAAAAUCACCGGCCAUGAUGUGGAAGGUGCAGCCAAUUCAAAUCCAAACUCCCGAUGGGCAUUACCUCGUGCCGGAGGAUCACAGGAAAAUGAUGAGUUUGUGUCGCGCUAUGAAAGGAUGAUUGGCGCUGAUACUAAUUACUCAGUGUUCGCCUCAAACCUGCCAGGUACUCAGCAGGAAUCACAUGGAGACCCAGAAGGUCUUGAUGACAGCAGUAUAGAACCAGAGGCUGCUGCCAUCAGGAUUCAGGCGGCCUACAGAGGCCACACAGUACGGCAGAGCCUUAAUUGGAAACUGCCAUCAGGUCGUACCAUGUUAGCUAGUCACAGAGAUGGGCAGGAUGAUGAGGAGUCAUCCAUAUCAGAGACCUCAACAUUUAGUGAUAUAACAAUAACGGAGGAUUCCGAAAAUUCAUUGUCAUCACCACCCCGCAAGAUUGGUGCUGGACUACGAGACAAAGACUUCCAUGCAGGAGCCAAAAGGUCACGACCUCAGGAGAUGAACAUUCCACGACCCCAAGGGCAGACAACCAAAUACUCCUGGGAGGAUCCAACGUCUGAUCCGUACUCUGUCCUCAAUGUGUUCGCCAGGCAAAAACGCAACCAAGUAAAACAGCGCCAGGGACCUGUAGGGGAAGAGAGUCGUGUGCCAAAAUCUCGAGCUUCUGUUGAGGAGGAUGAGGUGAAACGGGAGAAAGUGACAUCGCAACAGACUGCUCCUAAACCGGCUGCACGGUCAGGUGGGGACAGUCGAAGUCGCAGUCCAGGGGUGGGAUACCACCCAGAGAGCUCUCACCUUGUCAAUACAGGACUACGCACAUCAAAUUUUGCUUCAAUCACAGAAAGCUUGAAAAACAAACCUGAUAUUACACAGCCAAAAACAGCAUCAGUGAGUUUCCAGAUUGGGACUGAGAAAAGUGAUGAUGACACUUUGGAGGAAGACUCCUACGUUAAGACUGCAGACAGCGGGGAUGAUAGAAAACAAAAACCAUACAAGUAUGAAAAAAGACCAACCAAGCCCCAGCCCAAGUCUUCGUCCAUCAAGCCAGUGCGCAAGGAGGCAUCGGGCUCAGACGCCGGGCGCAAAGAAGGCUCAGAGAGUGACGUGUCAUUAGAAACAGAUCGCCCAAGUUACUCCUUACAUCGUCCGUCAUAUGAGGCUUCUGAGGAUGCUACAAGUCUGAAGUUUCCAGCACGAUACUCUCCAAAUACUCUGGAGCGACAAUUCCACACAGAGCUUAACCAGCUAGAGAGUAUGGAGGAGAGUAUGAGACAACUGACCAACAUGGAACGUACACGUGCUGUUUCUAUGGCUCAGCAGGAGACAGUCUCACUUGCCCAGAUGCUUAAGGCUCGUCAACAAGAGCACAGUAAGGAAAUGAGUGUGUUGGAACUCAAGGCACAGAGGGAGAUGCUUGACGCUACAAAGGAGUUGAAUGACGUCCGUCAACGAUCUAUGGAGGUCACACAGACAGCAGCUGAGGCCAUAACACGACUGCGUGCUGUACCCACCGACACUAACCAGAAUAAACAGAAGACUGGGCGCAAGGUCACAGUAGAUACAAGGUCUAGGUCAGAGGUCACAAGCCUACUGGAGACGGACAAUAUCAGACCACGCAAAAAUAGAACGACAACAUCAGCAAAGGAUUUGGAGAGAGGUGUACCGGAUUCUGCAAGGACAGCCACCUCCUACACUAUGGAUAGUCGUACAGCCCGGUCCAGAGAUGCAAAAACACCUGACAGUGUGCGUACAGCCAGUGAUAGCCGCAAGAACCUCGACAGUGACUCCUCUAUACGCUCUGUCUCAGGGGCAGAAGCACGUGACGAGUCGCGCUCAGAUAGCAUCAUAGAAGAUAUCUUGCAAGGAGAUGAAUAUUCUGUUACGUUUGACGACACGAUGACGGAGGAUGAGAUGGAGGAGAAAUCUUUCAAGGCAAUCCUGCCAUCAGAAAGUCAUCGGAAACGUGCUAAGAAACACUCCGGAGACAACAUGUCUGUGACAUCAGAUGAAGGCAGUGUCUCGUCAGUGCCAACCACACCCAGGAUGUCCCUUGAUGACCUCAGCUCAUUUUUUACUGGUGAGGAGUCCUUCAACAAAUUUACAGAGGAGAUGGUUCGACAGUUUAUGAGGGAGGAAGAAUUGAGGGCACAACACCAGGGUGCAUUGUUACGCCUCCGGGAGAAGGCUUUGACUGAGAAGACAAAAGCUGAACUUGCCUGGCUGGACCAGCAACGACAGAAUCUUCGCAACAAAGGAGCAGACGACAAUUACCCACAGAUCAUCAAACGGCAACGUGGGCUCAAGAUGAGGCUUCAAGAACAGCAGGCUGAAAUCAAGAGACUCCAGGAAUCCAACAAAGCUGCUUCUCUAGAACGGCAGCGACUUUUGAAGCAACACACCGAGAUCAGUCGUAUGAGAAAAAAUACAUUGAAGACCAAAGAAAGGUUAAAAGGGAAUGGCCGACUUGGACGUCCAUCAGAAGUUCACACCGAAGAUGAAGUCAGCAAUUUUGAUGACCAGAGAGAUGCUACUAGUGGACGUAAGAAGAAAGAUUACAAGUCGGACUCUGAGAUAUACACAGAACCCAAAGAAUCACACAAGAAGUCCAUGGAUGAUUCCUCAGCUCUGGACAAACUCAAGAAAAUCCAUUUCGAUGAGAGGUUCUUGACAGCUAGAGAACAAAAGCUGCUUGACCGACGGAAAAAAGCUGAGGAACUAUUGAGAUGGAAGCAGCGUUUGGACCAUGAAGAAUCCAGGGUGUUUAAGAUGGAGCAAAAAGCUAUCAGAAUGUGGGAGACACCAGACAACCGUCGACCAGAGAAAAUAUCUGGCAAAGAUGAUCGUAGAUCAGCCAAGACUCCAGCUAAAACCUCGAAGGAUGACCAGGCUGAAAGCAGUAAAGUCCGACAGAGAAAUGAAACAAAAGAAUCUCAGACUGCUUCAACCAUACAAGAGAGCACCAUUGCCUCUGCUAGUGUAAUGACUGCUAAAGACGACUCUGUGCGGCGUAGCAUAACAGACACUCCUAGGACAGACCUCGCUAGUGGAAGUGAGAGCUCACCAGAGGAGAGACUUCGGGAACGCGAUAACAAGGCUAUCAACAGUGGCAGUGAAAGUUCUAUUGUUGAAGAACUGGCAUCAAUAUCCAGUGUGGAUGAUGGUAGUCCUGCCACUCCCAGGGUUCGCAAGUCGCGAUCAUCCGCAGCGGACGACACAAUUAUCAAUGACAGCCAGUAUAACAAUGAUUCCUUUGAGGAGACAAGUGUUCAGGGCACCAGUAGUAAGAGAAGUGGUAAAUCUCCACGCUCUCCCCUUGACCGAAUCCCCCAGGGGCUCACAUGGUUGUCUGGACGCACAGUUCGUAACGGUAACCGCUCACCUUUCAGUCGUUACCGCAGCUCAGAGAGCGAAUCAGAAGAAUCCAUUUCACACACAGAGUCCUACACAGAAACCCAGUCAGACUUCAGUGAUUAUGAGGGGCGAGUUCGUGCCUUGAAUGAAGAACUCAAACGACGCAAAGUGGAGGCAGAUAGACUCAGGAAAGAACGCAAGAAGAGGAAAAAAGAAAUACUAAAAAACAAAGAAGUAGCUCUGAAGAAACAAAUCGAGGCGUACGAUAACCAAAUAGUCCAACUGAAGGCAGAGUUACAGAAGGAGAUGGAACAUGAACCAGUUAAAUCUAGUGUAAGACCUCAGAUAAAACAGCCAAAAGUUAGCCCACCAAAAUCAAGGCCAAGGCAGGAAGCAAACACCCCAACUAAGAAGGGAAGUAACUCUUCUAUCAGUGAGGACAGCAAGGAAGGCACUGACUCUGCCCAAAGUUCACCCUCCAUCACAGAAGAUACAAAACAACAGAGCUCACCAUCACCAAAGACUGCUCCAUCUACACCGUUGACCAAAGCUGGAUCCUUGGAGAAGAUUUCAGAAGCUAGUGAAUCCACAAUUAGUAGGUCAAGGUCAGAAAAUACAACACAAAGGUCAUUGCACAAACAAUUCAGGAAUGAUGAUUCAUCAAUAAGAACAGAAAUAUCAGAAGAUAUUGAUGAAAAUAUUGAAGCUGUGGAGGACAGUGUUUCUGAACAAUCCAAAUCUGAUUUGUUGCAUAUUACAAAGGAGUUGCCUCCCCUUUCAAAGUCUGCUGCUUCUGUGUCGCAAGUCGAUGAUGCAAGUUACACAGAGGACUUUACAGGCCAUGAUGGUGUGUCUGCCAUCGGAAAACUACCUCAGAGUGCUCGUAGUGACAUGUCCGAUCACACCGAGAUUAGGCAGCACACAGACAAUAUAUCAGAGCAGAUAAGUGAAUUGGUGUCUGUACGAUCUGAGGACUCGCACUUCGUUCAGCCUCUGGACCUUCGCAGUCAUCAGGAGCAGGUUGAUGAUGGGUACCUGGACCAGAAAUCUCCACGCUCCAUUUCCACAGCUUCACGGCCAUCAAGUGGGCGCUCACAGUCCAGUCAGAACCUCAAUGGUUCGUUUGAUGACUCAGAUAUUGAACCCAGUCAAACAUCAUCAGUACCCCAGAGUCAAGGUGACCUGUCAAGACCUGGUGAAAUUAUCAUGGGGGUUUUUGAUGGAGAAGAGAUUGAUGAUGAAGAGGAGACUCCCAUCGCUUCCCCUCGUGAUGAGACCCCAAAAGUGAUAGAUAUAAUGUGUGACUUCAACAAGGGUGAUCGUGUCCUUGUGACAGGGCCUAGGGGUGUUCGCAGUCCAGGCAUUCUUCUGUUCAAGGGCAAGGUCACUUUUGCUCCAGGGAUCUGGGCUGGAGUAGAGCUUGAAGCUGCGGAUGGCAGAAAUGAUGGUUCUCAUGAGGGUGUACGUUAUUUCUCAUGCAAACCAGGCCAUGGUGUCCUGGUACCAGGUGACGACUUAAUGCCUGCUCCCGCCGUCAGGAGCCCACGUCGAAGCUUUACAAGUUCACAUGAUGAUGAAUCUAUUACAACGGAUGACCAGGAGGAUUCAGAUCUGAGUCGAGUCAUCAUAGAGGCGGGAGAAAAUGUGUCCAAUUUUAGUGAAGAGAGAUUACAUGAGCAAGAGGCUCUCACAAACAAGAUCACUGAUGAAAUUCUGGUGGAUUUGGUCCGAAAUGACAUGAAAACUAUGAACAGAAUUCAGGACAGAAAGGUAACCCCACCUGCUGUGGCACAAAAACCUAGCAAACGACCAGAAGUGUCUAAUGAUGGUGCUAACACACUUCACAUGAAUGGUAAUGUGGACAGUGAUGUUGAAAGAGACAUCAACCAGAAUGAUAAACACUCGCAAAUUACGAAGAAAUUAAUCGAAAACUUAACGAGUGAUGCAAUAGAUGAGAUGAUUGUAAUUCGUAAUAAACAACGUGAUCGACAAGAGCCUUUACGUAGCGGAUCUCAGGGCCAGUUUUCAUUUGACAAAGAUCCCCAGGUGCUUUUUCCGAAUCAAGAGACUGGGUCCAUAGAGAGGAGGAACUUUCCAGGAGAUAAACCGGAGAAUGCUCGUCCUGGCUCCCCAAUACCAGGCAGCUCUCCCCGUGCCACAAAGGAAGGAAACAAGGAGUUGGAUGAAGACUUGAAUUACUUGCUAUAUGGUGACAAGGAAGAUGAAUACUUUGAAGAUGAAGCCAUACCCUCUCCUACAAUGAACCAGCUCCCUCCUCCGUACCCAGGUAUACAGUCAGAGUUGAUACCAGACACUGGAAAUCCCAACUUCCACCAGGUACAAGAAGAUGUGUUUUUCUCUGUACCACAUGAGCGCCAUGAGAUAGAAGAGGUGGUGUCAAGUGCUGUGGAUGUGUUCUGGAACCAACGUCGCUACGGCGAAUCUCUAGAGGGACUUGAGCCUCCAGAAACCUACUAUUCUACAGAGGACAACAACAAUGAUGUGGACAGUAAGAGCCGACGCGUUUUCGAGAAGUUACUUUUCGAUUCAACAGGAGAUAUUAUACGUGAUAUUUACAGGGAGGAAGACAAUGACGGUACGUGUGCCUGGAAACAAACAAAACGGACACGACAAAAAUACUUCAGAGGUGCUAAUCCCCCAACGACAAUAGACGUAUUAAAACCAAUUGUUCAGAAGGCUGUGAUUGAAAUUCUAGGAUUAAAUGGUUCCAGGAAAGUUGACAAAAAUAGAUGGAGUGUUCGGAAAAAGAAGGACCAUGUAGACAAUAUCUUAGUUGAGGAAUUAAGAGAGGAGGAACCUGAUUGGGUGAAUUACGAUGACGACGAGACUGCUGUUAAGAUGCAGCUCACUGAGGCCAUUUUCGAAACAUUGUUGACAGAUACUGUACAGACGAUGAAUAAAAUAUAUCGUAAAAAACAAAUGUUGAGUCAGCAACACCAAUGACUAUGAAAUGGACCUGGCCCCACUGGUGUACACUUCAUGCCAAACAGCAUGCCAAACGGGGCACAAAGACAUAGUAGUGCAAGCCAAACGUUGAACUGAUUGGCAAUUAUUGCUGUUCAUGCUAAGUUGCUGAGAAAUUGGCAUGCUGUAUCUCAAUAUAUUAUGCCAAAUAUUAGACCUUGUGCUAGAAAAUAGAGAAAAUGUUUUUAAUACGUAGAAACAUGUUCAAAGAUUAAAUAAGUGAAGUAUAAUGUGACACUCACUCCUGUGACAGUUUUAUAACUGAUUUGUAAGAAUUUGCUGCCCUCAGCUGUGGUUAUAUACCACAACGUAUACCAACAGAUGUAUUCAAAUCAUCCCCAACCAUAGCGGACAUCAUCCCAAUUCGUACAUAUCAUGCUCACCCAUAUAACUUCUAGCCAAGUGUACUUGUGAGUAAGAUGUAGAACCAUAUAUGGAGUGUGUUUUGAAACCAAGUCUUAACCACCAGGUCAGUGGAUACUGUCACACGAAAACUUCUCUAUGAAAACAAAUUAACAAAAGUUAAAAAGGAGAAAGAAAAAAAAGAUAAAAUCUUAGUUUUGUUUUCAUUUAAAGACGAUAAAGUAUCUAUUUUAUUUAAUCAAUUAUCAAGAUUAAAUUUUCUUAUUACAUUGAAAUUUUAAGCGGAUGUCAAAGAAGAAAUAAACACACUCUGAAAAUAUGGCUUUAUCACAUAGUUGGAUGACUGGGAGAAGCAUGGGGAGCUGUGUGUUUAUAUGCUGUAUAUAGUCUUAUUUAUUCCAUUUGAGGAAAAUAGUUGGAUGGAUGUGUAUUUAAUGUCUAAAAGUAGUUGAGAGUCUGUUGGUACCUGUAAUCAUGUAAACAUCUGCCAUCAUCAUGAUUCCUCUCCGGAUUGUGCUGGAAACUGUAGUAAAAAUCAUGAGUGUGUAAAUUGAAGUGAGGUAAAAACUAGUUAGUAUGAUGAGUGCUUGUUACUGUGAAUGCUACUAAGUAUAUACUGUAUGAUAUAGCGGGGAUCAGGUGUUUAGUUACUCACAUCCAGUUCCUGCUAGACCUGACCCCCAGUGUUGUAAGGCAGGGCUGGAUCUAGGAUUUUGGGAAAAGGAGAUUCAUUUUGGCUGGGUAGUUCUUAAAAAAACUCUGAAUGUUACACCUCACAUUGAAAAUACUGUAUCUCUAUAAGGUACACUUUGCUUUAAGUUUUGAAGAGAGAAAGAACUCCAGAAUCUCUCCUGGAUCCAUCAUUGUAUGGAAUCGUUAUUGUUCAUCACAUUUCUGAGUGCUGUUUGUUGAUUGGUGAAUGCUGUUUCUUUGUUUUGAAAAAAUCUGUGCUUGUAAACUAAUUUAAUGAGGUAGCUAUUUAAAAUGUAUAUAAUAUUGUAACAUACACAUAUCAGUAAUAUUGAUUUAAUUUCAAGAAUGUUUACAGCCCAGUCUUAGUUCAUAAUACAGAUAAAUAUAUCUGUGAAAUAGUUUAAGAAUUUGUU
Messenger RNA from Ylistrum balloti, 10070 nucleotides. RefSeq names its product centrosome-associated protein 350-like. Gene Ontology annotation, molecular function: microtubule binding. The transcript is spliced from 34 exons. Gene Ontology annotation, biological process: microtubule anchoring. Lineage: Eukaryota; Metazoa; Mollusca; Bivalvia; Pectinida; Pectinidae. Gene Ontology annotation, cellular component: centrosome. Bases 1 to 8580 code for a protein of 2859 amino acids. The record is from RefSeq and is a predicted model, not a curated record.